Molecule: messenger RNA, 462 nt
Organism: Meyerozyma guilliermondii ATCC 6260
Lineage: Eukaryota; Fungi; Ascomycota; Pichiomycetes; Serinales; Debaryomycetaceae
Exons: 1
Coding region: 1-462 (153 amino acids)
Source: RefSeq, a predicted model, not a curated record
AUGCCCCAGCAGAGCCUUACUGACGAUGGUAAAAAUAAGGGUGAGCACCAGUCUUACUACAACUAUACGAAAAAACAUGUCAAUGCUCGCAACCUGAUUGUAGUAAUAUUAAUUAUCGCAGCCAUUUUAGUUUUCCAUUUCCGCCACCGUAUUGCAGCAGCCCACGAUCGCUGGCGGACACGGCGAAGAAUGGGAUACGUGAACCUUGACCUGAGUUUCCAGGAUGAUUUGGAGGGCGGUUUGAAUAGCGAGUCAUUCGAUAUUAGAAGCAAUAUCGAUAGUGAGGAUUCUAGAAAGGGACUUCUGGAGGAAGGGAAGCGCGAGAUUAAGAGGAUAAUGAACGAGAGAGGUAUAACAUUUGACGAAGCAAGACUAGAGUACACGAGGUCGCGUUUAGCGGAGAAUAAUAUCGAUGCCGAUGGCAUGCCCUUGGACCCUAAAACGGUUACGUUUGGCAGAUAG